UGAAUUACAAGGCAUUCGAAAUGACAACAUCUACCGAAGAAGCUAUAAACACACCCAACAGUGCAUAUCCCGACUUGGAAAUGCGAUUGGAGACGUAUAUGCGAAGGGUUUUCUGUCUCAAAGAAAUCGAAACAACGAAUGAGUAUGAUCCAAAGGAAGUGGAAUAUUUCGGCGUUCUUAGCUUAAUAGAUGUUCGAGCUCCUCGGCGAAAGUUGUGGUACAUGUACUAUGCAACAACGGAGCAGUUGGGUCGAACUGUGGACCGGAUCCAUCGUAAAUAUGGCCAAAGGAACAUGUACGAGCUGUUCAGAAAGCCGGUGUAUUCUGGGGCCGGAAUGCGAUCCCGGGUUAAGAACCACUUUGGAGGACUGAAGUGGUAUGUGAAGGGAAAUGUUUUGGAAGCUCCUCCCGACAGCUCCUACAAUGAUGAGAAGGUGGUUAACACAAUCACUGAUUUGUACCGGGCCGAAAGGAGGAAAUACUAUGAUUAUCUAGUAUCUAGGAACAAUCUAUAUACGACAUGGACCUACACACAUCUCAAUGCUUAACAUAUGCUUCUAUUGAUUACUACUUAAGACUUAUUUCUACUAAGCUAUAAAUACAAGACUGCGAAUAAAUGCUAAACAGUA
Drosophila elegans is the source of this 629-nucleotide messenger RNA. RefSeq lists its product as uncharacterized. The transcript has 2 exons. NCBI's taxonomy places the organism in Eukaryota, Metazoa, Arthropoda, Insecta, Diptera, Drosophilidae. Bases 21 to 548 code for a protein of 175 amino acids. The record is from RefSeq and is a predicted model, not a curated record.